Messenger RNA from Lingula anatina, 9084 nucleotides. Its product is annotated as sortilin-related receptor. Gene Ontology annotation, biological process: post-Golgi vesicle-mediated transport. Gene Ontology annotation, cellular component: Golgi apparatus; membrane. The record is from RefSeq and is a predicted model, not a curated record. Gene Ontology annotation, molecular function: protein binding. NCBI's taxonomy places the organism in Eukaryota, Metazoa, Brachiopoda, Lingulata, Lingulida, Lingulidae.
UGCUGCGCAUAACAACAUGGCGGCGACAUUGCCACUUACUUUCCUUUUCCUGUUAGGAUCGAUAGAGUUAAAUGUGGCAUUAAAACAUGGAUCAAAAUCAGAGACAUUGCACGUGAGAAGAGAGAAACAUGAAGAAUAUUUCAACAACAAUAGGUUUACAAUCAACAUGCGUGAAAAUGAGAGUGCGGAGGAGAUUUUCCAGCGUCUGGCUGCAGAAAUGGAGUCGGAACAGGACACCCCCUUGCACAAUCGGCAAAAGAGAGCAGCGACGAAACCAGCGUGUAAUGCCUCUGCAAGCACCUGUGAGGUGGAGCUGCAUGACUCUCACCAUCAAAUGAUUGUCCACUGGGCUGGAGAGAACUCUGAUGUCAUAGUAGCACUGGCCAGGGACACCAAUGUAGAUUCGCCAAACUUUAGCAGCGACCUCUAUGUCUCCAGUGACUAUGGGAACUCAUUCCGCCACAUUGCGCUGAAGUUGAAUCGGACGAAGAAUGCAACCAUCAGCCAGUUUUAUAACAGUCCUGUGUAUAAUACACAUUACUUGUUCACAGACAUCAAAAACAACUAUAUGUUUGUCACCACAGACUUUGGGAGGACCUUCACCAAGGUCCCUCUCAGCUUUACCCCUAAACAGGUGGUCCCACACAGGUCUAUCCCCAAUAUUGUGCUGGCUCAAAAUGAGGAUGAUCCCUAUAAACUGCUGUGGUUGUCCAGAGACUUUGGGAGGUCAUGGUCGAUGCUGCAGAGGAACGUCAAAUCAUUCCAGUGGGGCACUGGUAUAAAUAAUGCCUCAUUGUACUUGGAGCGCCUGGAACCCACAGGGCUAUCCACUGUGAUAAAGAUGCACAACUAUGACCCACUGAACAUCAGGACGGUGUUUGCUGAUGUGGUGGAUUUUGAAAUAAAAAAUGAUUAUAUGUUUGCCACCAGGCGUAUGAGAGUUACAGGCAGUCAAAAGCAGAAUUUAACUCUGCAACUUUGGGUCUCAGGAAGGGACGGGCUAUUCCAGAGAGCUCGUUUUCCAUCACAAUUAUUUGAGAGGGACUACUACAUAGCUGAUGCCUCAGAAGACCAGGUAUUUGCCUGUGUGAACCACAAUGCCACCCUCACUCACCUGUACAUCUCAGAUGCUAGUGGCACCAACUUCUCCCUGUCCCUGGAGAGGGUGGUCUACUUCAACCCCAAGGGAGCUCUGAAGGACACUUGGUUAAGGUAUUUUGCUGAUGAAUCCUUUGCUGACAUUCACCGUGUUGAUGGGCUGCGUGGGAUAUACAUCGCAUCUCAGCUGGCCAAUGGCACCCUGGAUCCUGACAGACAGGUUACCCUGAUCACUUAUGACAAGGGAGGUAUGUGGGAGAGGAUAAAUGCUCCGUAUCAGGACAGCAAAGGAAACCACACUCAUUGUUAUAGGUUCAUGGACUGCUCUCUCCACCUCACCCAGCGACUUCAGCAGUUGUACCCACGGUCCCGCACAGCUGAGAUCUUGAGCAAGGCGUCAGCACCAGGCCUCAUUAUGGCUACUGGGGUCACCAAUGUGACAUCAUCACUGCGAGAUCACUUACCCAAUAUAUAUCUCACGACAGAUGCUGGGGCCAACUGGAAAGAGGUACUGAAAGGUCAGCAUUUCUACAACUUUGGUGACCAUGGCGGGUUAAUAGUGGCUGUCCGACAGUAUGAAAUGACCAAUGAGAUUUUAUACUCAUGGAAUGAGGGAGAAAGCUGGGAAGUUUUGAUAUUUGGUCCUGAGAAGAUAAGGGUAUAUGGUGUGCUGACGGAGCCAGGGGAACACACCACCAUCUUCUCUGUGUUUGGCUCCAGGAGUCCCAUCCACAGUUGGCUCAUCAUCAAGGUCAAUCUGACCUUUGUGUUCAAUAACAUAGCCUGCCGGGGAGAUGAUUACAAGGAGUGGACCCCCUCUGACCCCACGGAGGGACAUGGUAGGGGAUGCCUUUUGGGGCGCAAGGUGGUCUACAACCGCAGAAGAGCUCAUGCCAAGUGCUUGAAUGGCAAUGACUUUGAUCGUCCAAUCAGACAGGAAAACUGUCUUUGCUUGAGGGCCGACUUUGAAUGUGACUUUGGCUUCAGACUGCAGUAUGGCUGGGCACCACGGUCCUCCAACUGUCUGUAUGACGCAACAUCUGGCGUUGACGUCCACAGAGUGCCCACAAUCUGCCCCGAGGGAGGGACCUACUUUAGAACAAAAGGAUAUCGUAAAGUACCUGGAGAUACUUGUCAAGGAGGUGAUGAGGCGAGGUAUGGUCCAGAUAGACUGUUCUGCCCUGUUGGAGUAAAGCCAGAGUUUCUCCUGUACACCAGACGUACUGUGGUCCAGCGCUAUAUACUGGGGGACAAUACUACAGAGACCAUAGCUCUGCCCCAUCUCUACAACACCAUCGCUUUGGAGUAUGAUUAUAAAGGAAACUGUAUCUUCUGGGCAGAUAUCAGUGAGGAUUAUAUUAAGAGAAUGUGCCUCAAUGGCACCGACACGGCAGAGGUUCUGGCGGAGGGACGACUGGAGUCCGUUGAAGGCCUUGCCUUGGAUUGGACCUCGGAGAACCUCUACUUUGUGGACGCAGGCCGUCGUGUGAUUGAGGUGAUGAAAACUGAUGGCAGAUUCCGUAGAGUUCUCAUCGAUGGCUCCCACAAUCAAACCAUACCACACACGAACAUUAAAGUUCUGGACAAACCCAGGGCCAUAGUGGCAGACCCAGCCCACGGCUCUAUCUACUGGACUGACUGGUCAACAGAGCACCCGCAGAUUGUCAGAGCCUGGAUGAAUGGAGACCCAGAGUCCAUUCAGCGUAUUGUGUACAGUACACUAUAUGUGAAAUGGCCCAAUGGACUGACCAUCGAUGCCCAAGCUAGCAAGCUAUACUGGGCAGACGCCUACCUUGACCACAUACAGUACUCGGACCUGGAUGGCCGGAAUGUCCACACAGUGGUCAGUGGGCGUAGAUAUGCCCCUCAUCCUUACUCAAUAGCUGUGUAUAAGAAUGACAUUUACUGGACAGACUGGAUGUUACAAGGCAUCCUGGCAGCUGACAAGACCACUGGGGCAGGACUGCGGUACAUCAAGUCUGACCUGCCAAGGAUCAUGGACCUCAAGAUCUUCUCAAAGUCUUCACAGGCCACCAUAAGCCCUUGCACAAAUGAUACCCACUGCAGCAACCUGUGUAUGCCAGUUCCUGGGAAGUCUCAUCCUACUGUGAAAAGCUGCAAGUGUGGUGGAGAUAAAGUGAUUGUGCUGAAUCCUGAUGGAAACGAGCAGUGUGGCUGUAAUGGGACCCAGUAUGAGGGGCCUGAUGGUUAUUGUCGUGAGGGGAAUGGAACAACAUCCUGUGGCCCAGUAGAUUUCACCUGUGCAAACCAACACUGUGUUCCUAUCAACUGGAAGUGUGACCACGACAACGACUGUGGGGAUUUCAGUGAUGAACGCAACUGCCCGUAUGUAACGUGCAACAGUUACCAGUUUUCUUGCCGCAAUUCCUCCAGAUGUAUCCCCAGCAGAUGGCGCUGUGAUCAUGACAAUGACUGUGGUGACAAUAGCGAUGAAGCAGGCUGUGUAUAUGGCACCUGUGCUUCUAAUCAGUUCCAAUGUGAUAACAGACGUUGUGUUUCUGUUCGCUGGGUAUGUGACGGAGAUGAUGACUGCAGGGAUGGAAGUGAUGAGAGACACUGUAAUGCCACAACUACUGCUGCUCCUGGCACUUGCUCAGCAUCACAGUUUGCCUGUCGAAGCGGCCUUGUUCCUUGUAUCAGCUCUAGCUGGAAGUGCGACGGAGACCGUGAUUGUACAGACGGCUCGGACGAGGUGGGUUGUGAGGACAAAACAUGUCCGUCGUAUCAGUUCAAGUGUCAUAACAGCAGCCGCUGUGUCUACAGGACUUGGUUAUGUGACGGUGACAACGACUGCGGUGACAUGUCUGAUGAACAGCAUUGUAAUACCACCACUCCUGCCCUUACAACUGUCUCUUCACCUUCAACAACCGAUGGACAAUGUCAACACUAUCAGUUUCGCUGCAACAAUGGUCUCUGCAUAUAUGUGGGACAGCGAUGUGAUGGCAUUAAUGAUUGUGGAGAUUAUUCAGAUGAAUAUUUUUGCAACGACACAUUAGCAACGUGCAGCAGUACCCAGUUCCAGUGUAACAACGGAGAAUGUAUCUCACGGUUCCUGCGCUGUAAUGGCUACCCAGAGUGCGGGGACAGGUCAGACGAGGAGGCUUGUUACACCACCACACCAUUACCCACAACCUGUAACGCCUACGAGUUUGAAUGCCCUCCACCACACAACCGUGUCCACUGUAUCUUCAGGUCUUGGGUUUGCGAUGGUGAUAAUGACUGCGGCAAUAAUGCUGAUGAGCAAAAUUGUCCUAGAAAUAUUACCUUACCUACAUGUAGCAGCAGUCAGUUUGAGUGUCAGAUUGGUGGGGGAUGUAUUCCGCGUACCUGGAUUUGUGAUGGCGACUCCGAUUGUACAGAUGGUUCAGAUGAGUUCGGCUGUGCUUCUACAGUUCCAGUCUCUUGGUCAACAACGCUGCGGCCGUGUCCCAGUGGUCUGGUGGCCUGCGCUGACCACAGCAAUUGCCUGCACCAUUUUCAGUUCUGCGAUGGACACUACGAUUGCUAUGACAGCAGCGAUGAAAGGGACUGUGGAGCCCGUCAUUAUUCAGUGAGAGAUCUUGUUGGAACAGCUGGUGUCAACAAUGUGGCUGUGAGAUGGCACCCUCCCUCACCUGCACCUCCUAGUUAUACUUACAUGCCAGCUUAUAGGACCAGUGGCAUGCAAAGUUUUAGGAACGUAACCAAUGGGAGGCUUCCGUCGACCGCUACAAGCUACAAUUUCACGCGUCUCUCGCCUGCCACACAGUAUUACUUCAAGGUUAUUGUGGAUGUUACAGGGCCUCCAAGCCAUGGUUCAGAUCCUGUGCUAAUUCUUAAAACAAGGGACGGUAUACCAGGCCCCUGCACAGAUUUGAUAUAUCAACUCCAUGUCAGUUCGGAUAGUUUGGAGGAAUCCACCUUACAGCUGACCUGGAAAUCUCCAUUACAGCCAAAUGGACGGAUAUUAGAUUACAAGGUGUAUUACAUGCGUUCUGAUGGUAAUGCAUGGAUGAUAAUGCUCUAUUCAAUAUCUACACCCUCCCCACCUGGUUCAACAGUGCAGUAUCUGGUCAAAAACUUGGAGUUUGGCCAUAAAUACAUUUUUAAGGUGGCAGCGGUGACUGUGGGGGGAGAGGGAAAUGCCACAGCAAACGUCACUGUCAACUUCCUGGCUGACCAUCCCACUGAUGAAGUCAAAGAUGUCAGGUUUACAAGUACGAACAAAAAUAUCACUGUCACUUGGAGUCCUGACACAUCAGGCCGUAAGCUCGGUUACAACAUCCGGUGGACCGAUCCUCUUAAUGCUUCACAUUAUAUCAAUGUUAGUGACAGCACCCACUCCUUUACAAUUAAAGACCUUGCACCAGGGACAAACUAUAACGUUCUAAUACGUUAUGUAAAUUCAGUUGGGUAUGGACCAUUGGUGGAACAGGUAGUAAGAACUCAAGGAUCAGAACCAGUUUUACGAAAUUUGAAAGCAGACAUGUUAAGCCAACAGGUCAUCAAGGUGACAUGGACCCCUCCUCCUAACAGUGCUGGAUAUACAUACAAGGUGUUCUACUCACACCAGUUUCAUGAUUUGAGCGACCUGUCCAGAUUUGAAGCUAUCACCACCACCAAGUCAUUGGUUUUGAUACCAAAUGUCCUUGCAUGCGAGGAUUACACAUUCACUGUGGCUGUUGACCAACCUUUUGUAACCAGGCCCAGUCCCACUGUAGAUUAUACAACAUCCUUUGAUGAAACUUCUCCCCCAAAACGUUUGAAAGCAGUUACAGAGGGCAAGAACAAGAUCAACAUUAGCUUUGAAGCACCAUGUGCUGGGAUUGGAUUGGCUCUGGCCUAUGAAAUUGACACUGUUGAAAAACGGAACCAGCAUACUGAAGGGUACCAGGUGAAACCAACUAAAGACUUGCAAAUAAAGUAUCAGAUUGUCAACCUGACACGUGGUGCCACCUAUGAUAUCAUUGUUCGAGUAGAUCAGGAGAAACAAGGGCAAAAAUCUCAACCAGUCUCUGUUACGAUCCCCCCAUAUGCAGCACCGGAAGGUUUUGACUUUGUGCAAAUAAAAGACACUGCUCUCCAGUUGACUUGGUUCCCUCCGAAAGAUGUCUUACCAAAGAAAUAUGUUUAUGAAGUGAAUAUUGUCAAAGAAAGAGGAUCAAACAUGACAACAAUUGAGAACAGAAAUGUUUCUGCCAAAAACUUGAUUGUAAACAUCACAGAUGAAGCUCGUUGGAUAUUUAAAGUCAGAUUAAUGCCAGAUCAGGGAUACCCUGGCAGUUAUUCUCAGAAAAUAGAGUUUGGUGAGGUGAAACGUGUGGUAGACCGCCAGUUUUUCAGUAAGAGCUCCAACGUGCUAGCUGUGAGUUGUGGAGUGUCUGGAGCGGUCAUUUUGGUAUUGGUGGUCUUGCUUGGAGUAUACUGUUACCGCCAUCGGCGCCUGCAAAGAAGUUUCCUUUCAUUUGCAAACAGUCAUUAUGAUACUAGGUCUGGAAGGACAACGUUUGGUUCUGGAGAUUUAGAAGAUGCCGAGGACGACUCGCCCAUGAUUCAAGGUUUCUCUGAAGAUGAACCCAUGGUGUUGGCCUAGGAGGGGUCGGGCAGACGAAGAUCAGCUAAAACCAAGAAAAAAACAAAGAGCACUGUAUACCUGAAAGCCUGAUCACUUAGUGCCAAUUAGACACCACGUGACAUUUUACCGUUUUGAUAAAUCGAACAGAGAGCAAAAUCUGACUCACUGACAAUUGAUUCAGACCUUAAAUUAACAUAAAGUUAUGGAAAAAAAUCUGCUAUAUUGAUGUUGAGAUUGAGAGAGGAACAAAGAUACUGAUCCAGGUUUUUCAACUGAUGAAUCCCUAGAAGCAUUGAUGGGUCGUAUCAGGCGAAUAUCCUACAUUCCAGAUAUAGUGUGAUUCAAUAUAAUAUUAAUAUUAAUAUUAUACUUCAAGGCUGUGAAGUGUCUUUUGCUAUGCUUUGCUGCAUGCACUUGUCCUCAAACUGAAUACAGGAAUGUUGUGACAUUAUUUUCAGUAAACAAAUGGAAUAAGUGUAAAGUUAUGUUGGCAAGCUUGUUGCUAGGGAAAGUCCAACUUCGUUUUAUUUUGUGCAAGUUGCCAUCUUAAUUUGUGGGUGUUGUCAAUGAGAAUGUGUAACUAGUGUAAGUAUUUACCAGUUUUUGUGUUUCAUCAUUGAUCAUCUUAAUGCUUUUAUUUCCUUUAACACUUAAUUAGCUCAAUCAUAAAAGAAAAAGAAAGGGGGGAGGGGGGUGGGGGAGAAUGAGUUGUUUCUGGAUGGAUAUGCAAUGAAAAACAUUUUCUCUUCUGUUCAUAUUUUGGCUCAGUAGUUGUCUGCAGUCCUUUUAUAUCAUUCAGUGAUCAGUUUUAGGGCAGGGAUCCAAAUACUGUGACCCUGCCCUGUAGUGUUAAUAUUGACCCCUGCCAGUAGAAGCAUAUGUAUACAUAUUUAGCAGUUAGAUUCAUUGCUGUAAGCGUAUGUCACAACAAAACACCAAUCAAAUUCCCAGACACCAAAACUAGUCUAUUUAAAGAAAUAUUAAUCUGUAGUACUUCCUUAUAGUAUAUGAUUUUUAGGUCCUGAACAUUGAAUUUUUCUUUUGUUUUGUAAAAUGAGUUUAAAAUCUUCAUCUGUGUGGAUGCAACUGGUUGUUGCAUACCUAGACUGAAAUUAUGAGUCCUUAAGCUAGCUAGGAACAACUUGUAACACAAGUUCUUUUAUGUAACUUGGCCAAGAAGAUUUAACCCCCUUAUGUGCUGGUCACAGGAGCAAGGGGGGCAAGUUGUGAAAAUUUGAUUUGAAAACAUUUUUUUAAAGAGUAGUUGAAUACGUGAUGAUAAGACUGUUUUAAGCUCACAGAAAAAAGGUGACAGAUAAAACAGAAGAACAAACUAAGGGAAAUGUAGAAUUAGAAGCUUGAAAGUUAAAACUUGUUUCAAUUUCAUCACGUAGACUUUACAUAUUUAGCAAUAUAAUUGGUCUUACUGCCUUGAUACAGCUGUUUUGUAUGGGGAUAUUUUGAAGUGCAUUCAAAUUUUUUCGAUUCACAGUUUUGAUUUCCCGAAUCUCUUUAGUUUCAGGUAUUUAAUACAGCAAAGCAUAAUUUUCUCUUGAAAUAAACACAGUGAAAGAAGGUUAACCUGAACUGAUUUUUUUGAAAUUUUAUUUUGAAAGUGUUUUUAUAACACAAUUUUCAAGAAGAGAAUAUUAAGCUUUCUCUCUCUUUGUGAACAUUUUCCUUUCCGAUACACUUAUUGUUCAGCUCUGAGUUUAAAUGGUACAAAAAUAUAUAUUUAUUUUGUAAUACGAUGAUUAGAGUGCAAUCAGUCAGGGCAGAUGACUUUUGGGCUCCGCUCUCUAAAGAGGACAUUGUUGUGCCAUAUAGGACUGCCCACCAGGUGAAGUGAAAAAGGUUGCUUUGUAUGUGAUUAAACAUACAUUAGACUUCACCUGUACAUUGAAAAUGUGAGUAUGGGUUUCUGCUUGGACUCUUUUUCACGGUGAGCAGUGCAGUUUCUGAAUCACACCAGUUUGACUUAUUGAUAAAUUAAGAGCCUGGUUCUUUCAUAAGGCGGUAGCCUAAAGGGAGGGAUCAUACUUGACAUGGCCAGUUCAUACAGAAAACUGCUCCGUGUGAAAAGGGCUGUGAAUUGAAUGGUCACCUAAAACUGGUGCAUGUUUAUGCUUUUUAAACGAAGUCCUAGUUCCUUAUUAUCCAAGAAUUGUUCUAAAAGUAAAACAGCUGUUGACGUUUCCACAGAUAUUAUGCUGAUAUGUAUAAUUAUAUAGUGUUUUCCAUUAUUUGCAUAAAUGAAAAAAUAUAUAUACAUACAAGGUUUUUGGUGACUGUUUUUGCUCACUUUUGUUUUGUAUAUAUACUGUAUAUUUGCCUUAUACUUGACAACAGAAGAAAAAAAGAAAGUAGAAUUCACUUAUUUUGGUUACUAUUCGGAAGUGUUUUUUUUUUUU